AACAGCAGCUGCGAGGAGAGAGGUUUUCCAGAGUGUGAAUUUUUUCUAGGGUUUCGGUUUUUUGAGAUUUAGAGAGAAAGUGAGUUUUUAAGAGAUUUCGAUCAGAAUGAGCGGAGACAACGGCGGUGGUGAGAGGCGCAAAGGCUCCGUCAAGUGGUUUGACACCCAGAAGGGUUUCGGCUUCAUCACUCCUGACGACGGUGGCGACGAUCUCUUCGUUCACCAGUCCUCCAUCAGAUCUGAGGGUUUCCGAAGCCUCGCUGCCGAUGAAGCUGUCGAGUUCGAGGUUGAGAUGGACAACAACAGCCGUCCCAAGGCCAUCGAUGUGUCUGGACCCGACGGCGCUCCCGUCCAAGGAAACAGCGGUGGUUCAUCUGGCGGACGUGGCGGUUUCGGUGGCGGAAGAGGUGGUGGCCGCGGAUCUGGAGGUGGAUAUGGCGGUGGUGGUGGAUACGGAGGAAGAGGAGGUGGCCGAGGAGGCAACGACUGCUACAAGUGUGGUGAGCCCGGUCACAUGGCGAGAGACUGUUCUGAAGGCGGUGGAGGUUACGGAGGAGGCGGUGGUGGCUACGGGGGAGGCGGAGGCAACUACGGCGGAGGAGGCGGUCGCGGAGGUGGCGGAGGCGGUGGAAGCUGCUACAGCUGUGGCGAGUCGGGACAUUUCGCCAGGGAUUGCACCAGCGGUGGACUGAUGAAUCGAAUCCUCUUGUUUAUGAUCCUGGCUUUUGUAUUAUCUCUUUCAGAAGUUGAGCCGAUUUCGUUCAAGAUCACGAAUCGUUGCCGGAACACGAUAUGGCCUGGUUUGCUCUCCGGCGCUAACUCGGCGCCGCUCCCCACAACUGGCUUUCGUCUCUCCAGAGGAAAAUCUAAAACCGUCGCAAUACCAGCGUCAUGGUCUGGUCGUCUCUGGGCACGAACCUUGUGUUCACAAGAUCGGAGCUCCGGUUCUUUCGUCUGCUUAACCGGAGACUGCGGCUCUGGAAAAGUCGAAUGUAUAGGCUCCGGUGCUAAACCUCCAGCAACCCUCGCCGAGUUUACUCUCAACGGCACCGGAGGACUAGACUUCUACGACGUUAGCCUCGUCGACGGUUACAACCUCCCGAUGCUAAUCUUGCCCAAGAAAAUUGUCGUUGGAGGAUGCGGAGCCACCGGGUGUCUCGUGGACUUGAACGGCGCGUGUCCCAGAGACCUAAAGCUGGUGGCACGUGGGAAAGGGAACGGUGUGGCUUGCCGUAGCGCGUGCGAGGCAUUCGGGGACCCAAGGUAUUGCUGCAGCGAUGCGUACGCAACGCCGGACACGUGUCAGCCUUCGGUUUACUCGCUCUUCUUUAAGCAUGCGUGCCCGCGAGCCUACAGCUACGCCUAUGACGACAAGACCAGCACUUACACUUGCGCCACCGGAGCCGAUUAUUUCAUCAUUUUCUGUCCGCCGCCGUAUACAAGCGAGAAGCUUUUAGGAUCGAGGAAAGAUGGGGCAACGCUGCCGCUAGUAAACAAGAGCAUGAUUCAUUUGCCGCAUCCGCGCAGCAGCUGAGCCACCUCCUUAUAUGUCUCAAGUCCUUCUUAAAUCAGGCAGAUAGGAAAUUCAUGUGUAGAAAAUAUGUCACUACGGUGGUGAUACCAAGGUAGAAAAUUGUAAAUUUCGUCUUGUUUUACCAAAAAUUAUUGUAUCUGUAACCUGCUCUUUCUAUGUCAAUCAUAAGGUAGAAAGAAAUCCAUCUUGUUUAC
Molecule: messenger RNA, 1728 nt
Organism: Arabidopsis arenosa
Lineage: Eukaryota; Viridiplantae; Streptophyta; Magnoliopsida; Brassicales; Brassicaceae
Source: the annotation of a GenBank genome assembly